Molecule: messenger RNA, 567 nt
Organism: Geodia barretti
Lineage: Eukaryota; Metazoa; Porifera; Demospongiae; Tetractinellida; Geodiidae
Source: the annotation of a GenBank genome assembly
AUGCCGAAUCAGGCGAAUGUUCAGCAAACAGAACAAAUUCGUAAGAUUUUUGACAGUGCCGACGUUGUUCUGCUGACAGACUUUCAAGGACUUACCGUCGCAGAAAUUAACGAGCUACGGAAUCAACUCCGAGCAGCAGAUAUCCGGUAUAAGGUCUGUAAGAACACUUUAGUAAAUGUCGUCGCUGAAGAGAGAGGCAUUGAAGGGUUGACACCUUAUCUCAAGGGAAAUACAGCCCUCGCUACCGGCACAGAUCCGGCGGCCUCUUCAAAAAUCUUGCUCGCCUUUGGCGAGGAACACGAAAAUUUUAAAAUCAAAGGCGGGGUUCUCGGGACACGGGUGAUUGACGCAGCGGGCGUUGAGGCACUUAAGGAUAUGCCGUCACGAGAAGUCCUCAUCGCUAAGACCGUUGGACUUAUCAGCGCACCCCUCAUUGGACUUGUGCGAACCCUACAUCAAGGGUCCCCCGCUAAUGGGAUAGUGAAUGUACUUAGUGGAACAAUACGUCAGGUAACCUCCGUACUCACACAGGUUGCCGAGCAGAAGAAAGAGGCGGAAAACGCCUAA